GUGGUAUCGAGUCGUCGCGUGAGAGAACGUCUGUAUAAGUUUGUGUUCAGAAACCUUUCCAGGUGUUUCAAUAGAAGCAUGUGAUUUAAAACUCUUGUCAACCCUGUUAAAUUUUACCAGGAUAUAAUUUAUUUACAGUGUUUAACAAUGGCGAAGUUGAGUCGGUUAUUUGGAGUAUUUAUAACUAGCUGUAUUAUCCUAAUAACAGGAUGUAAUGGCACUAAUGAUGAAUUUGGUACCAAGUUCCAGCAAUUUCUGGAUGAACAUAACUAUAAUGGAGGGUCGGUGGCCGCCAUGAAGGAUGGUAAACUUGUCUACGCCAAUGGUUUUGGAGUUGAUAGAUUUGAUAACGCCAUACAUGCCGGAACAAUGUUUCCUGUCUCAAGCGUUUCCAAAUCUUUAACAGCAGUGGCCAUCAUGCAGCUGGCUGAGAAGGGGGUGUUGAGUUUAGAACAAACUAUAUUCGGUAAAGGUGGGGUACUUCAUAUGAUAAAACCCUAUAAGAAAGUCCAGGACCCUCGAAUCCAUGAUAUCACCAUUAAUCAUCUUCUCCACCACACUGCUGGGUGGAACCUCAAUAAACCCCCGAUAUACGACCCAGUCAUGAACUCUGUUUAUAUAAGUCGGGGUCAUAAGGUUCCGGAUAUUCUCAAAGUCAUGAAGGAUACAGCUCCCUUGACACCCUAUGACACGAUGCGCUACAUGAUCUCCCAAAAGCUGGAUUUUACCCCAGGGACGAAAAUGGUUUAUUCCAACUUCGGGUAUCUUAUCCUGGGAAGAAUCAUUGAAGAAGUUGCCGAUACUGGUUAUGAAGAUUACAUAAAACACAAUAUCUUAAUUCCUUGUGGUAUGUGGCAUACAAGAGUCGGGCCUGUCAGAAGUAAUUCCGAAAUCGUUAACCUCGGAACCAGCAUCAAUGGACCAAAUGGUCCAAUUGAUAAAUUUGAGGAUAGCGAUGUCUCUUUAUAUGACAUCUUAAAUCCAGAAGAUAUGGACUCGGCUUUAGGGUGGCAAUCAAACGUGUAUGAUAUAAUGAGAUUUGUUAAGUGUUUGGAUACCAAUCACCAUGGAAAGCUGUUGAAUCCCACCUUCUUCCAGAAGCUCUUGCUUCGGCCAGUUGCUGCCCCUAUUCAGCACAGCGACACGUGGUACGGUGCUGGAUUUAAGGUUAAUUCUCACAGUGCUAUCUGGACAUUAGCUGAUCCCCAUACGGACGAUCUCAUUCUGUACCACAAAACAAAAGAUACCUCCACAGAGAAGGAAUCUCAUUCGGUUGAUUCAUUCGUGUUCUUGCUCAAUGGAAAAGGUCUUCAGCAUCUUAAACACAAGGCCCAUGAACUGGUUUCGUUCGUGGACGUCAAAGCCGUUUCUCAUCCAUUCUACUCAGACCUGUCGGAUAUCCACAACUCAACUGGAUACAAAGAUGUGAUUAUCAAAUACAAAGUAGAUGAGCAUCAUCUUGAUGCUUAUGUUUCAGCUCUCAAACAGGAGAAUCUGGAUAUCAAAUGGAUUAGUGCUUCUGAUAGAAAUGGGCACACUUGUUUCACACUGCUUGCCGAACCGUUUGACCUUCCAGCUAAGUACGCUAUGGAUUAUAUUGUACAGCACGGCUUAAUGGAGAAGAAGCUUCUGCACCAUAAAAUCGCUUUGGAGGCAGAGGGCUAUAACAUGACAUUUUUACAAAACUAUAUGAGCGCUUCACAUGACUCCCGGCACGCAUUUUUAGCCAUUUUUAGAAAAGGUGCUUACGACGAAAAAACGCACAUGAAAUUUGGAAUCCACCAUUUUCCUAGACCCUAUAUGAGUUUAAUGGGCCUUUACCUCGAAAAGGGAUAUCAUCCGUUAGUCCAAAGUUACAUCAUGCAUGAUGACGAAGAAAAGAUAUCCUUUGUCUUUUUAAAACGGACAAAUGCGCCAAAAGUGAACUUCAAAACAUAUUAUGGAUUAUCCAGCCCGCAAUUACAAAGAACUGUGAAACAGAACGCAAAGGCAGAUCGAAAACUAUCUUAUUUGGAUGUGUCUGAUGUUUACGGCAAACCAAAAUUUUCUGCCGUGUUCACAAAUGAAAAUGCCGGAAAAUGGGUUUUCCAAUUGGGUAUGAAAGAAGCCUCAAUGGAGGCCCUUGUCAUGAAAAAACAAAAAUUCGGUUUCUUGCCAAAAAUAGUGAUAGGAUACACAGAUAAAGACCAAAUAGACAAAUACGCCAUUUAUCUGGAAAAGUCUUCAGUACUGUAGGAAAGUGACAGAUGUUGUGUUUCGAUAUAUACAGUGUGAAUUCUCACAGAUGUUAUGAAGACAUUUAUAAAAUUAGGUCAACAUUAUAUACAGAAAUAAUCAAAAAAAAAAUAAAAUGUAAAUAAUAUGUAUGUAUCAAGUUAUUGGAGUUGGUGUACAGUGAUAUUUUGUAUGUAUCAGUUUAUUGGAGUUGGUGUACAGUCAUAUUUUGUAUGUAUCAGUUUAUUGGAGUUGGUGUACAGUCAUUAUUUUGUAUGUAUCAGUUUUAUUGGAGUAGGUUAAUCAGCUGUAUUUGUAGAGAUAUACAGUGAUAUUUUGUAUGUAUCAGGUCCCCAGUUCACAAAGCAUUCUCAGAUUAAGAAUUUACUCAACUUUCAAUCACCGUUCAUGAGCAAUAUCUUUGAUCCAGAAACACAAAACUUUGCACAUAGUUUCUUAUUGAUGUAUUUGAUGCAUUAAAACUACAAAAGUUUGAUGAAGAUCUAUAUUUUACUUAAAUUAAGGCCAACAAUUUUGAGUAAAUUCUUAACUUAAGUCAGAGAAUGCUUUGUGAACUCGGGGUCCGGUUAUUGGAGUUGGUUAAUAAGCUGUAUUUGUAGAGAUGUACAGUUAUAUUUUGUCCUUUAUUCUUUUGGUUGUGAUAUAAGUAAUAUAAGUAAAGGGACCAAUAUUAAUAUAUAAUUUUAUUAUUAAAUAUGUCAAUUAUUGUGGUAGAUGUGGUGGUUACAUUUGAAGAGCCCUGGGGAAGAACGAUCUAAUUCACUUUUUUUUUCAACGAACCCCAUUUAAGAGCACCAUCUGGUAACAAAUUGCAUAAGUUUUCUGUGGAACAAUCAAUUUCAGGUAAAAACAAGGCCCUUCUGAAAUGGCCUCCCGGACAAAUACGUCCAUCGUACCCUUUAUUUGACCUUAAUUUGGCUGAAAAGUGGAAAUCAGUUGUUGUACUGGUAAUUAUGAUUUGUAUUUAACAUCAUUUUUAAGUUGUAAUUAAACCCAUUCGUUGUUCUGUUCGCGUCAAGCAUUCUCAUCCAAAAGUCUUUUAAAAUUGCCUUUUAUGCAAAAAGUCAAAAAUGUGACUUAGAUCGUUCUUCCCCUGGACUCUUCAUUCACUUCUUGUGCUAUAUUAUAUUUGUUUUUUGCGUUGUAUUCUUGAAUUAUCGAUAAACCGAACAUAACGAUUUAGUGAUAAUUUCUACUCGCUCCAUUAAUGAAAUUAAGUGCUUAAUCGUGUUAUAUGAUUGAACGAGCGGGACUUAAAGAAUCCCAAGUGCCAUCAUUUAUAGGUUAACCUAGUGCUGUAUUAACAAUCAAUGAAUAACAAAACUAUAAAAUACAUAAAACUAGAACUGCGAUGCAGUGAUGACGGGUUUCACUGGUAAACAAUGGUGUUUUACAUAAGCUAUGCCGUGUGAAACCCUAAUUAGAAUUGAUUUUUUUAUGACUACACAAGAAUUAGAUAUUUAAUGCCUGAGCACAUUGUCGAUUCUGGUUUUUAAAAAGCUCCCUUUUUUAAGAUUUUUAUAAAUAUGUUUUAGCUGGGUUCUGGAUACCUAUUUUAAGGGCUAAAAUUAAUUUGUGGACGAUAGAUUAGCGUUUUAAAUAGAAUUAGAGGACAAAUAGAGGCAUGGGUUUAUUACUCCUAUCAAUCCAGCCUUGUGGGUUUUCUCCGGGGACCCCUACGCUCAAGCGAGUUAUUGAAAUAAAAUUGAACCAUGUGUUAGUCCCGAAAUGACCUAGUUUGUGUCGAGUGGAUGUUGACACCCCUCUCUCAUUGCCACACUAAAGAACAGGUAAAUUAUGUUAUUUAUUCUGGCAAUAUAGUGUACUAUAGAAAUAAAAUUGAACCAUGUGUUAGUCCCGAAAUUCUCUCUCUCUCUCCCCUAUCAAAAACAUGACACAGAACAAUUCCUACAAAUGAAACUGUUCUAGUUGCCAAGACGAAUUGUUUAACCUUUAAAUCAACAGAACACAUGUUCGGGUUUUUUAUAUAGAAAAUAAACCAACUUGACAACUCCAGUCAUGUCAAUCAAGAGCUGACAAUAUUGUAAGGAGAUUGCAAGAGAAGUUAACUUCCUUUGUCGGUAAUUCUGAUUAACACAGAUCAAUAUAAACCUGUCAAGAUGUCUUCUUUUCAUGUAGUUUUUAUCGGUUUUAGCCGCCCACUAAACAGGGUGCUAUCAAUAAUCUAGAUUCUGCAUUGAGAACGUAAAUUCCAACUGAUCGGAGGGGUGGGAAGUAAACCUCUUUGAUUCAGGUCUAAAUAGAAAUUAAAUGAAAUGGGGUUUAACGUCCUACUGUUCUUCUCCUAUACUGGGCUAAUGAAGACGGGCAUACGCCAUACAGUGUCCUAUGAGGUAAAUAUUUCCCUUGCAGCGGCAAUAUCGCCUACUCUUAUAUCGAAUUCCAACUGCCAAGGGAUCUUUUACGUGCAUUCCAAUGUAUACACGGGACCUCGGUUUUUUUCGUCUAAAGUAUUCAAGUGUGUUUAUCUGAUAUAUUGAUGAGUAAAGAGUUAAACAUACAUUAUUGGGGAUUAGAUAAAGAGCUGGCAGUUCUCACUAUCAUAGUUAAAAACUAGAUAAUGUUGUGGGGAAUUGCUGAACAUUUCGGUCAUAUUGAUCCACUAUGAACCGAGAACUAAGCGAUUGAAAUUUCCGCCCAGCCUCGAUCAUCAUUACUAAAGUCUGUACGAUAAAAAAACUUAAUCUCGAUCAUUCAUUUCAUGAUUAAAUUAUGAAUGGAAGUCGAGCAGCAAAUGGGAUCAUAAUCCUGUAAAUAUCGCAAACUAGCGAUGCCAUCGAGAGUUGAUUAUGGUCUGGAUAAGUUAAUUAAUGUCUAAUUAAUAAUUUAGAUAACAUUUUAGGCCUAAAGAAAGACCUGCGACAGACAGAUUUAGCUCUUACAUAAUGUCUGUUUAACCUUUACACAAUUAUUUCUUUUCCAUUCGAACAUUUAGCGUUCGGCGCCUUGUUUAGAAUUAGAGUUUUAGACAUUCUGGGUUGACAUAAUAAACUGUCAAGGCACAAGGGUUGGCGUCCUACAAAACAAAUUGACAAAUGUUACACAAUAUCAGUGAAAUGUCAAACAAGCUUUAUGUCAUGAACAGGAUUUCAAGUUUUUUGGUCACUGAUAUUUGUUGUGUUGUGUUUUUAUAUUGAUUGUAUUUUUAAAAAAAUUAUCACAGUACAUCAGGACAUGAAAUGGCGUUUAACAACAUUUCAUUUCUACUUUCUUCUGAACAACACCAUUUCAUUUCAUGUAAUUUGAAUCCCUCGCAAUCUGCAAAAUUGUGAAACUUCCAUAUGAUAUAAGAUUGGAUAAAGUGAAAAAUUUCCAACAUUCGACUUAAUCUGAAGAACACAGAAAAUAAGCAAGCGUCACUUAUAAGUGUUCGAUUUGGUCGUGAGAAAAAUUAAAUGUAGUCCGAGAAAAGCAAAUGGCUUGGACAAAGUGUGGAAUUGUUCAAUUUUAAACAAGGGACGCAUUGUUGACUCUGGCUUCACGAUAAAUAUGAUUCUGUUUUCUGAUUAGCACGAUUAUAAGUCGUAAAUCUGUUCUCUGAAGACAGGGUUUUAACUUGCAAUGCGUGUAUAGACGAGGAAGAUAUAUAAAUUAACAUUUAUAAGGAAGUUAAUUUGAUAUUGUUGAUUUUAAGAUAAACGAGUUCUGUCUUCUAAUACGAUUGAUCAAAGAGAAAUCUAGAGAAUGUAUUUUUAAGAUGGAUGCAUUUCCUUUGAUGUUGCUUAGUCAUAAAAUGCCAAGAUGAUAAAUUUUUAAAAAUAAAGUCUCAGAUUAUUGUCUUUUUGAAAAUAAUAUUAAAAAAAAAUAUAGUCUUUUGUCUAGCAUCACCUGCGUCUUAAAACAUUAAGAUAAAAAACGGCAACAGUUUGUUUACUUUAUUGCCAUGGCAAUAGACGCCUUCUUGAGAAUAAGAAGCGAUAAACUGUGGCGAUUAAUUUCUGAUUAUCCAUUUAUAUUAAGAACGAAUUAUUCAUGACAAUAAAAGCUUCUUAGUGUAUAUAUACAAUCCAUAAAGCCCCCACUACAAAGGCAUCCUUAUCUGAUCUGACUUGGGAGGUUAGUGAUCUACAUUACUGGAACAUUACUAUUAACUUUAUUACGCUAUUGUUCUGUCUUUGAACCAAAGCAAUCAGAUUUAAAUACAGAUCUAUAAUUCGUUUCGUUUUUUAUACUUUCGAUGGCCUACACUACAUGAAGAUCUGAUCAGUUGUAGUGGGAGGUCGCGUCAGAGGUCAUACGAGCGGCUUUUGACCCUAUGACGUCAGACAUUGAUUAAUCAAUCAGCGUUAAUGUUUCUAGUGGUUUACCCACAGUUCCGUAUAUCUCGCGCCCAAAACUCGCCGUAACAGACCGUUUCAUUGGCUAAUCCCUCACUUCAACCAGAACACAGGUUAUAUAACAACUCUUCUAGAUCCUAGUGUAGUAAGGACAAGUAAAACGAAAUUUUGAACUAUAAAACGAAACGAAAUAGGAUCUGUGUUUGAAUCAGAUUUGGACCAAAGUUAAGUAUAAGUCCAUUGCCUGACAAUAAUUCAUUAAGAAGUAUGUGCUAUGAAUAGUCUUAACUUAGAAUAGAAUUAGAAUCGCAUAUAGUAGAAAAAGUACAAUUUAGAUGGCUUGUUGAUACCAGUUUAGCAUUUAUAGUUUGUAAAAUAGAGAUCUAUGUUAAUAUAUUACUAUAUAUGAUUCUAUAUUUGGUAUUAAAAUUACACCUGUAUAAAGAUUAUUGUAUUUAAAAUAAAGAUAAAAAUUUC
This is a messenger RNA of Patella vulgata (common limpet), 7010 nucleotides long. RefSeq lists its product as uncharacterized. The record is from RefSeq and is a predicted model, not a curated record. NCBI's taxonomy places the organism in Eukaryota, Metazoa, Mollusca, Gastropoda, Patellidae. The transcript has 2 exons. Bases 148 to 2235 code for a protein of 695 amino acids.